This is a messenger RNA of Ectocarpus sp. CCAP 1310/34, 1225 nucleotides long. The record is from the annotation of a GenBank genome assembly. NCBI's taxonomy places the organism in Eukaryota, Phaeophyceae, Ectocarpales, Ectocarpaceae.
AUGGACGGCAUCUUCCACGUGAACGGGAUUUCCGGGUUCCUUGCCGAAGACCCCGACUACGAAGCCCCUGACGACGCCACACCGGAGAACCUGCACCGGAUGGUCCGUGGUGACCCCGGUGGCACCGUAUUGACUCGCCGUGAUGAGGCCAUGUACUACACCGACUUCGCGGUGUUCGUAAUCGUAGAACCCAGUACCGACAAGAACAACAACAGCAACAGCGAGGCGGCCGGCGGCUCUCAGGGACACUCUGCAGGCCUGGCUCAGGAGCAGGUGCAGCGGGAGUUGGAAGCGAGCGGCCUGGACUUGGUCACGUUCCUGAAGUCUUGUGACGACCUCCCGAACGAGCGGACCCCUGUCGAAGGGAUCGUGUCCGUUACGGCAGACAUCGUGUGCCCCGAGCCCAAAGUGCGCGUGAUCGAGAUCACAGAGGGAGGCGGCAAUGUCCUGUUCGUCGCUGCCAACACCCUGUACACCAAGAACGACCGCUUCAACGUCCGGAAGGGCGAAAAGAUAAAGUUCCGGGCCCCGGCUCUCACGUUCGAGAGGGACCAGGUAGCCGUUGAGCGCUGUUUUGGUCUGGCAUAUCUCCCUAUGCUUCUUACGGCCGUUUUAAACGGACCGACUUUUUUGUCAAAAUUUUCGACAUUUGUCUUUCAAAAACUUGGAACCUGUGUGCAGUCAUUUCAAACGUGUGACAUGGACUUGUGCAACUUGUGUCAAAAAAAAUGACGCCGUCCGUGAGUUGUAGCGCUCACUUCGAGACAACACACACGACACAACACAAACCGCGGAAAACACGACACCAUGGAUACCGACAUGGAUAUCACGACCAGCCAGCGUGGCCGGCAGACCAAAACCCCGGCGAAAUUCCAGCAGACGGGCUCUCUCGGUGCCGCCGUAGGCGGCGGAGGCUUGCUCUCCAGCAAGAUAGUGCUGCUGCCUGGCAUCUCGGGGAACACUCAUGUUACCACGGGAGGCGCUGCCGCCAUCAACACUCAGAGCGAGGGUGGAGCAGGCCGCCGGCGAGGGGUGGCAACCACUGCUCCUACCCCCCCGGGAAAAGGAAAAAACAAAGCGGCGGACGCGAAGCAACAACUGCAAGCCAUCAUGGCGGACCGCCGUUUUUCGGACGACGCAGCAACAGCAGACAGCAUCGUCAACGUUGGCAACAGCGACGAUAGCAAUAGCGACAGCGACAGAUGACUCACACACAACCCUAGCU